GCUAACUCUCCAGGCUGGACCUAAGUAUGCACGCUGGAGCCUUCAUCAACUUUGUGUGGGCUCUUUCCCUCGUCAGCCUCCUCGCCGCUGUGCCACCAAGCCCUUCAUUCAGUCUAAAGAAUUUACCCUCGACCGCCUGCAGAUUGCCUCCGGCUGUAUCAGAGAAGCGUUGUAGAACUCCUGAUGGGUCAAUAUGUAGUGGCAGGGGCAGCUGCGACUGUGGAAUAUGCUUGUGUGAAGUUAAGGAGGCUGGAAAGUACUAUGGGCCAUUAUGCGAGUGCCACGAUUGGGUAUGCCACACCUAUGAUGGACAAGUAUGUGCAGGACAUGGGCAGUGUGACUGUGGAGUGUGUAAGUGUGAUGUUGGCUGGUCUGGAGAAGCCUGUCAGUACCCAACAACAUGUGACUUGACUCGAAAGAAAAGUAACGAAAUGUGCAAAAAUUCUCAAGCAGUCAUAUGCUCCAAUGCAGGAACCUGCCAGUGUGGAAGAUGUAAAUGUGAGAAUUCAGACAACAGUGGCCUUAUUUAUGGAAAGUAUUGUGAAUGUGAUGAUACAGAAUGCUUUGAUGAUGAAACCCAAGAAAUAUGUGGGGGCCAUGGAAAGUGUUACUGUGGAAACUGUUACUGCGAGGCUGGUUGGCAUGGAGAUAAAUGCGAAUUCCAGUGUGACAUCACCCCUUGGGAGAUCAAGAAGAGAUGUACAUCUCCAGAUGGCAAAAUCUGCAGCAACAGAGGAACUUGUGUGUGUGGUGAAUGUACAUGUCAUGAUGUUGACCCGACUGGAGACUGGGGAGAUAUUCACGGAGACACCUGUGAGUGUGAUGAAAGGAAUUGCAAAUCGGUCUACGACAGAUAUUCUGAUGACUUCUGCUCAGGUCACGGUCAGUGUAACUGUGGCAGAUGUGACUGUAAAGAUGGCUGGACUGGAAGAAAGUGUGAACACCCACGUGCAUGUGCCUUGUCAAUAGAGGAAAACAAGAAAAAAUGUCAAGGUAGUGCAAGUCAGCCUUGCUCAGGACGAGGGAAAUGUGAAUGUGGCCAGUGCACUUGUUUUCCUCCAGGAGAUAGCAAAGUGUAUGGAAAAAAUUGUGAGUGUGAUGAUCGACAGUGUGAAGACCUAGAAGGCAAAAUCUGCGGAGAACAUGGAACCUGUUCUUGCGGUCGAUGCAUUUGUGAGGCUGGGUGGUUUGGAAAGCUGUGCCAACAUGAAAGAAAAUGUAAUAUGACAGAGGAGGAAAGCAAAAGCCAGUGUGAAUCAGAUGAUGGCAUAUUGUGCUCUGGGAAAGGUUCCUGCCACUGUGGAAAGUGCAUCUGUUCACCACAGGAGUGGUAUGUUUCUGGGGAAUUCUGUGAAUGUGAUGACAGAGACUGUGACAAACACGAUGGCCUUAUUUGCACAGGCAACGGAAUAUGUAACUGUGGAAACUGUGAAUGCUGGGAAGGAUGGAACGGAAAUGCCUGUGAGAUAUGGCUUGGAAGCGAAUAUCCUUAACGUUAGCAAGAAUAACAACAACACGUGCAAAGGCAAAUGGAAAAACAAACUAUGGAAAAUGACAUGAAUCUUUUCUCUUUUUCAAUAGCCUGUUAGAAUGUAUAACACAAGCUGAAUAUACUCACCAUCACUAGGGCCGCUCAAACAGACUAAGCCCUGUAUGAUUUACAUUAUUUUUUUUCUUGGAUGAACAAAAUUCUGAUUAACCAUGAAAUGUUUGCAUUUGUGCUGUGAUAUGCAUGAAAGGAGAAAAAAAAUGUUUUUUGCAUAAUUUACAUGGUUAUCAGAAUAAAAAAUUAAAAAAGGGAAA
Messenger RNA from Xenopus laevis (African clawed frog), 1803 nucleotides. RefSeq names its product integrin subunit beta like 1 L homeolog (gene itgbl1.L). Lineage: Eukaryota; Metazoa; Chordata; Amphibia; Anura; Pipidae. Gene Ontology annotation, molecular function: integrin binding. The record is from RefSeq and is marked provisional. Gene Ontology annotation, biological process: integrin-mediated signaling pathway; cell adhesion mediated by integrin; cell-matrix adhesion. Gene Ontology annotation, cellular component: focal adhesion; integrin complex; extracellular region.